AUGUCCCACGUGCAAUCCUUGGGAGCCACAGGUUUAUACUGAGCGGAAAUCUCAGAAACCAUCUUAUUUAACUGUGCACAUUGGCUAUCUUGAUAUACUCAUUUACUCAAUGGGAUAAGGCGCAUUACGUUGACGAAAAGUGUCGGUUGCCUCACUCGACAAUGUCCGAGUUCUACGCAAGU
Messenger RNA from Haemonchus placei, 182 nucleotides. Lineage: Eukaryota; Metazoa; Nematoda; Chromadorea; Rhabditida; Trichostrongylidae. The record is from the annotation of a GenBank genome assembly.